CCCUACCCCACCCUUCCUUCCUCCCUAUGCCCUCUCUCGCAUUCUCUCUCAGUCGACACUCCGGUGCCCCCUGGACAACACUCCCGGGCGGGGUUGUUCUCUUGCCGGGGCGUCUCUCUGUGUUGCCGCCUCCCUUAUCUCUGGUGACAGGCGCUCCGCUCUACACUCGCUCUCUGCUGGAGCCGUCACCGUCCCAGCCCGGGCGAACAGAGGCGGCCGAUCGCAGGAUCCAGCAGGAGUCCACCGCCUGGGCUCCGAUCACCGUCACGGAGCGAGUGAGUGUCCGCAGCCGGUAAACGGAUCACUGUCACGGCGCCAAGAUGAAGCCCUUCCUGGUUGCGCUGCUGCUUUUUGCGUUUGUCGGAGGAAGCCAGGCCGACAGCUGUGGUACUCCACCAGCCCUGGAGAAUGGGGACUACAGUGUACCGAGCUACUCAGUUGGGAGCUGGACGCACUACACCUGUAAUGAAGGCUAUAUUCUGUAUGGGAGAAAUAGGAGGCUGUGCACUAAAAAUGGAUGGACCAGAGGUGAUAUGUCUUGUCAGAUAAGAAAGUGUGACCAUCCACCGACGAUCAGCCAUGGCACUGUGACUGAGGGAGAGGAAUGGCUGUACGGAUACAUGGCGAAUUAUUCCUGUGACGAGGGCCAUAGCUUGACCGGUCAAGAGACCAUUCGCUGCACGGGUACUGGUGCCUGGAGUCACCCCCCUCCAAACUGUACAGGCCCUAUUACCGUAUACAGUAGAACAGAAAACACGGAGCUUUUGAGCGACCCAGAUCCAUCAAAUAGUUUGGACCAGAAAAGCAAUCCUUCCUUAAUUCAGAAGCAUGAAAUGAAAGGAACGUCAGCAUGGGCUACUGUAAGAAAGUGUGACCAUCCACCGACGAUCAGCCAUGGCACUGUGACUGAGGGAGAGGAGUGGCUGUAUGAGGCCGAGGCGAAUUAUUUGUGCGACGAGGGCUAUACCUUGACCGGACAAGAGACCAUUUACUGCACGGACACCGGGGAAUGGAGUCAUCCCCCUCCAAUCUGUACAGUAAGAAAGUGUGACCAUCCACCGACGAUCAGCCAUGGCACUGUGACUGAGGGAGAGGAAUGGCUGUACGGAUACAUGGCGAAUUAUUCCUGUGACGAGGGCCAUAGCUUGACCGGUCAAGAGACCAUUCGCUGCACGGGUACUGGUGCCUGGAGUCACCCCCCUCCAAACUGUACAGGCCCUAUUACCGUAUACAGUAGAACAGAAAACACGGAGCUUUUGAGCGACCCAGAUCUAUCAAAUAGUUUGGACCAGAAAAGCAAUCCUUCCUUAAUUCAGAAGCAUGAAAUGAAAGGAACGUCAGCAUGGGCUACUGUUUCAGUUACUUCCAUCGGAGUCAUGGUGGCUGGCAUCACCACCGCUGCCGUCACCACCACUGUCGCCAUCAGCUUAGCCGUUAAUCGAUAUAUGAAGCAGGGAUCCUAUAACAUUCAAGAAUGAAUGAAGAAGCAGACACACUGAGAUAAUUGAAGAUACAUUAGUGAUGAACCUCCACCUGUGGGAACAUUCCUGUCCUUGGCUCAGCAGGUUCUGGGUGACAAUGAAGAAAACCUGAGAACAAAUCAGUUAUUGCAUCCUCCAGCAGUUUUCUUUGUAUAAGUGUAAAAGAAUUUUACUUUGUUUACUAAAAAUGCAUUGUGAAUAGGAAUAUUUUAAGGAAAUUUCAAGCCUCUUGUACCAAUAGCGUAUUGAAAUGGACAUAAUGGGCAAAUGGUCUUUCCCUGUGCUUGUAAUCAUUCCAGAAUUCCAGUCUUGAUCACGUAUUCAACUGUCUAACUCUGGACGCUAAUAUCAAUGUUCACCAUCAGCCUAUGACCUUUGGCCGAAUCGGUCUUUAUCUUUUCUGUUCACUUACUUAAUUUUUAAACUCAUAAAUUUGUAAGAAUAAAGUUUUAUUCCCUA
Mobula hypostoma (lesser devil ray) is the source of this 1940-nucleotide messenger RNA. RefSeq names its product complement component receptor 1-like protein. The record is from RefSeq and is a predicted model, not a curated record. Lineage: Eukaryota; Metazoa; Chordata; Chondrichthyes; Myliobatiformes; Myliobatidae. The coding region runs from base 321 to 1478 and encodes 385 amino acids. The transcript is spliced from 10 exons.